Messenger RNA from Baudoinia panamericana UAMH 10762, 1151 nucleotides. RefSeq lists its product as uncharacterized. The transcript has a single exon. NCBI's taxonomy places the organism in Eukaryota, Fungi, Ascomycota, Dothideomycetes, Mycosphaerellales, Teratosphaeriaceae. The record is from RefSeq and is a predicted model, not a curated record. The coding region runs from base 428 to 1045 and encodes 205 amino acids.
CACACCCCAGCAGUCGAAGCUCCGGCAUGGUGGGGUUGGAGGGUCGAGGUCGCCUUCUGCGCAAGCCACGAGCCUUGCUGCAGACGCCACCAGCUCGCUAACCACCUUCUCAAGUGGUGUGAUACCUGCUAGACUUCGAGAAUAUGCAUGGCCGACCAAUAGUGGUGGUGAUGCUGCGAAAUGAAUUUAGCAUGCCCCAGUCUGGCAGCACGCUGUUGCCGAUGGAGGUGCGGCCUGCUCGUAUGAUUGCAGCGAUACAGUACAUGGUAUAUGAACCAUCUCUCAUGUUUGCAGAGACCAUUCUCUUUGCUUUCCCAUCCUUCUCAUAUUGCCACACCAGGAUUCCAAGCUUGCCAAGACUAAGAAGAUAACAAGACCAGACAGCACCACCUCAAUACUCCUUAUAGCAAGACAUACAGUUCUCACCAUGGCGAUGAAGGAGAUUGACCUCGAAAAGCAACCCUUCAUCACAACGACCGAAGUCACCAACCCGACCAGCCCGGUAGACUCCAAGAAAAGCGCCGCGGCCCUCUUCGUCUACCAAACGCUCGUAGGCGACGUGACUGCAAAACCCAGCCGGACGGACCCCAGCCUCUUCCAUGAGAUCUCUAGUCGCCAACGCAAGGCCCAGUUCACUUACAUCCUAGCCGCCUUCGGCUUCGGCAUCGCCGUCGCGCUCCAGAUCAUUCUCUGCCUUGGUAUCGCUAUCGGCGCCCAGCUCGGUCUAACAAUGAACGAUAUCACCCUGCUCGCCGGCGUGAACACAGGCGUGGCUGCUUCAAUCGGUAUCAUGAAAUCUCUCGGACUGCCGGAGAAGCCGGCGAUCGAGAAGUACAAGCUCAAGAAGGUCGCGGACAGGAUCCGCUUCACCACCCGGCGGAUCAAGGCCGGCCUUGUUGUGGACGCUGAGAAGGAGGCCGAGGCGGCUCGGCAUGCGGAGGAGGAUGCUGAGGAUGAGGCGCAGAUCAUUCAGCAUGUGGGUGAUGCUGGGGCGGCCAUUCCUGCUUCGCUGUCCUCGGCAGGACAUAAGGACGCGCAUGAAUGAGGUGAUGAUCUUGCUGCUGAUUGAUACGGUCGCAUAUGUGAUGAUGGGACGUUAUGAUUAAAAUGCUGUUUCGUAUAAUCCUGGAUGAGAGGUAUUACAGCGCUGC